Molecule: messenger RNA, 534 nt
Organism: Paramecium octaurelia
Lineage: Eukaryota; Ciliophora; Oligohymenophorea; Peniculida; Parameciidae
Source: the annotation of a GenBank genome assembly
AUGCAAUAAUUAUAAUCCUCAUUGCAAAAUUUUCUUGAUCAAUUGAAGGAGAAUAAUAAGUAAUUCUUAGAACUAAUAUUUCCUCAAUAAAACAUACCUGAGCCUUAAAAAAAGCAAAUAACUACAAUUGAUUAAGAAACCUAAACUAUUGAUAGCAAUUUAGAGAAUUCAAAGGCUUCUGCUCUUUUGAUAUUUCAUUAAACUGAAACAAAUGUGAUUGAUGAUAUGAUCAAAGAAUUUGAAUAAAAAUUAGCCUAAAAAUUAGAGUAGCAAAAAUAAUUUGAUUAUUACAAAUAGCGAUUUGCUUAAUAAUAAUCCCAAAUAGACUAUCUAAAAAAAGAAUUAUAAUCAAGAUUACUUUCAAAAUAUGGUCCUAAUCGGUUAUAAGUAGAAAAAAAUAAAAAAGAAAUAGAAAAAUAUUAAAAAAUGAUUAAAAAACAAUAAUAAGAAAAUAACCGCAUAAAUCAGUUAAAUUAAAAGUAUGAAGUGUUUGAAAAUGCUCUUCAAUCAAUUUAAUAAUCAAAAAAAAUUUGA